AUGAGAGGGGACUGGGUUCUGCCAUUGCUGCUGCUGCUGCUGGGCCUGAGGCUGCAGCUGUCCUUUGGCAUCAUCCCAGUUGAGGAGGAGGACCCAGCCUUCUGGAACCAACAGGCAGCCGAGGCCCUGGAUGCUGCCAAGAAUCUACAGCCCAUUCAGACGGCAGCAAAGAACCUCAUUCUCUUCCUGGGGGACGGGAUGGGAGUGCCCACAGUGACAGCCACCCGGAUCCUAAGCGGGCAGAAUAAAGGCAACCUGGGGCCAGAGACGCCCUUGGCCAUGGACCAGUUCCCAUACCUGGCUCUGUCCAAGACAUAUAACGUGGACAGACAGGUGCCGGACAGUGCAGGCACAGCCACGGCUUACCUGUGCGGGGUCAAGGCCAACUACCAGACCAUUGGCGUGAGUGCAGCCGCCCGCUAUAACCAGUGCAACACAACACACGGCAACGAGGUCACCUCUGUGAUGUACCGGGCCAAGAAAGCAGGAAAAUCAGUGGGAGUGGUGACCACCACGAGGGUGCAGCACGCCUCGCCAGCUGGCACCUACGCACACACGGUGAACCGCAACUGGUACUCGGAUGCUGACAUGCCGGCCUCGGCACAGCAGGAGGGCUGCCAGGACAUCGCUGCGCAGCUCAUCUCCAACGUGGACAUUGAUGUGAUCCUGGGUGGGGGACGCAAGUACAUGUUUCCCAAUGGGACUGCAGAUCCUGAGUACCCAAGUGACGCCAGCCAGAAUGGAAUCAGGCUGGACGGGAGGAACCUGGUGCAGGAGUGGCUCACCAAGCACCAGGGAGCCCAGUACGUGUGGAACCGCACAGAGCUCAUUAGAGUGUCCCAGGACCUGUCUGUGACCCACCUCAUGGGCCUCUUUGAGCCCGGAGACAUGAAAUACGAGAGCAACCGAGACCACACGCUGGACCCCUCCCUGAUGGAAAUGACAGAGGCGGCCCUGAGCCUGCUGAGCAGGAACCCCCACGGCUUCUACCUCUUCGUGGAGGGGGGCCGCAUCGACCACGGCCAUCACGAGAACAAGGCUUACCAGGCACUGAACGAGGCGCUCAUGUUUGACUCGGCCAUCGAGAAGGCGAGCCAGCUCAGCAGCGAGAAGGACACGCUGACCCUCGUCACCGCGGACCACUCCCACGUCUUCUCCUUUGGUGGCUACACACUGCGGGGGAGCUCCAUCUUUGGGCUGGCCCCCAGCAAGGCCCAGGACGACAAGGCCUACACCUCCAUCCUGUACGGCAACGGCCCGGGCUACGUGCUCUCCACGGGCUCCCGGCCCGACGUCAACGACACCCUGAGCGGGGACCCGGACUACCAGCAGCAGUCGGCCGUGCCGCUGUCGUCGGAGACGCACGGCGGGGACGACGGCUCCGCCCUGCCCAGGGGCGCCUGCAUCCCCCACCCGGUGUGCUGCCGUGCGCUUCGUCCAGGCCGCGACCCCUGGCUCCCACCCCAGAGACCCCACCCCUAA
Molecule: messenger RNA, 1482 nt
Organism: Galeopterus variegatus (Sunda flying lemur)
Lineage: Eukaryota; Metazoa; Chordata; Mammalia; Dermoptera; Cynocephalidae
Product: intestinal-type alkaline phosphatase-like
Exons: 12
Coding region: 1-1482 (493 amino acids)
Biological process (GO): dephosphorylation
Cellular component (GO): plasma membrane
Molecular function (GO): alkaline phosphatase activity
Source: RefSeq, a predicted model, not a curated record